Impatiens glandulifera is the source of this 669-nucleotide messenger RNA. Its product is annotated as protein HEADING DATE 3A-like. Bases 43 to 567 code for a protein of 174 amino acids. The transcript has 4 exons. Lineage: Eukaryota; Viridiplantae; Streptophyta; Magnoliopsida; Ericales; Balsaminaceae. The record is from RefSeq and is a predicted model, not a curated record.
CACAAAAAAAAAACAAAUAUCUUUUUCUCUCUAUUCUCAAACAUGCGAAGGGACACCAAUCCUCUUGUUGUUGGGAGAGUUGUGGGCGAUGUGUUGGACCCUUUUGUUAGGUCCAUCGAUCUUCGUGUUACUUAUAACGCGAGGGAAGUCACAAAUGGGUGUGAGUUUAGACCCUCCCAAAUUAUCAACCAGCCUAGGGUUGACAUUGGUGGUCAAGAUCUUUGGACUUUUUUCACUCUCGUUAUGGUGGAUCCUGAUGCUCCUAGCCCAAGCAACCCAACCCUUAGGGAGUACUUGCAUUGGUUGGUCACUGAUAUCCCAGCUACCACAGGAGUGAGUUUCGGACAAGAGAUGGUUUGUUAUGAGAGUCCACACCCGACAAUGGGAAUCCAUCGUUUCGCAUUCAUACUUUUCCAGCAGCUCGGAAGGCACACAGUUUACGCUCCUGGAUGGCGCCAAAACUUCAACACUCGAGAUUUUGCUGAGCUCUACAAUCUCGGUCUCCCUGUAGCCGCAGUUUACUUCAACUGCCAGAGGGAAAGUGGAUCUGGUGGCCGAAGGGUGUGACCAAUUAAGGAUAUGUGUGUCGAAGACCAAUUAAAAGAUCAUAUAAUAAAUUAGCAGAUAACUUAAUUAUGCCGUCAAAAUAAAUUAGAGUAUGCUGAUAUA